AUGCAGCUAAUGCUGCGAGUGCUUAAAAAGAAAACGUUUAUCCUGGCUUGCCUAACUAUUUUUUGCUUGUGCUUCUUUUUACUCGGUAAUUUGCAGUACAUGUGUCUCAGAAAUGCGGCUCUAAAUAUUUCCUGCACAAUUCGCGGCGAAUACAUCAAGUCACUGCUGCGGCAAGACGCUGCAUGGUUUGAUCAGCAAAAAGCAGGCACACUUACCGCUCAGCUUAAUGAGAAUAUCAACAAAAUCAGGGAUGGUAUCGGCGAUAAAGUGGGCCUGAUAGUGCGCAAUAUGACAAUGUUUUUAACCGGUAUUAUAGUUGGUUUUAUCUACAACUGGAGAGUAACGCUGGUUAUGUUCGGCUUGGGACCUGUAUCGGCCGCACUCCUUUCCUUCAUGGCACGGGUGCGUCUUUUGAUUGAAAUCCAGUAG
Gongylonema pulchrum is the source of this 429-nucleotide messenger RNA. Lineage: Eukaryota; Metazoa; Nematoda; Chromadorea; Rhabditida; Gongylonematidae. The record is from the annotation of a GenBank genome assembly.